Striga hermonthica is the source of this 1656-nucleotide messenger RNA. NCBI's taxonomy places the organism in Eukaryota, Viridiplantae, Streptophyta, Magnoliopsida, Lamiales, Orobanchaceae. The record is from the annotation of a GenBank genome assembly.
AUGAGAGAGUUAUUAGAAACACCACAAGAUGAAAAAUUGGGAGUUGAAUUAGAGAAAGGAGAGGACAAAGAAAGAAUCCAAAAUCUGAGAUCCAAAGCCACCGAGCAUCUCAUCAGAGAAGAAUACAAAGACUCCAUCGAAACCUACUCGCAAAUCGUCUCUCUCUGCCGAGAUCGCAUUUCCAAGAAUAAACCAGAUGGGCCCCACCUCUCCGAGCUCCGAAGGACCCUCUGCCUCUCCUUCUCGAACAGGGCCGAAGCUCGGGCCAGACAAUCGGAAAUUUCCGAAGCGCUCAAGGAUUGUGAGGAGGCACUGGCCAUCGAGAAAUCCCAUUUCAAGACUCUCCUGUGCAAGGGCAGAAUACUGCUGGGCCUGAACAGGUACGGUAUGGCCUUAGACUGCUUUAAAUUGGCAAAUCUUGAUCCACAGGCUUGUGAAAAUUCUGAUUUUGUUAAUGGGCUGUUGGAGAAAUGCAAAAAGCUCGAGUCUUUAUCGAAAUCUGGCGCAUUCGACGUUUCUGACUGGGUCUUGAGUGGUUUUAAGGGAAAAGUACCAGAACUCGCAGAGUAUAUUGGUCCGGUUGAGAUUAAAAAGUCCGAAAUUAGCGGGCGUGGAUUAUUCGCUACCAAAAAUGUCGAAAGCGGGACCUUACUGCUGGCGACUAAAGCCGUUGCAGUUGAUCGGGCUAUAAUGCCUCAAGGGUCUGGUGAAACUGCCCAUUUAGUUAUCUGGAAGAACCUGAUCGACAAAGUUGUGGAAACAGUAAAAAAAUGUGGUGAAGUGAAGUUCUUGAUCUCGAAUCUAUCCGCAGGAGAGGACGACGAGGGUAGUUUGGGAAUUCCCGAAAUCGGGAUAUUCAGAUCGGAUGCCGAUUUGAACGGUGGCGAUUCGUGCAAAGAGUUAGAUACGAGGAAAAUUUUGAGCAUUUUGGAUAAAAACUCAAUUCUUGAAGACGCAGUUUCAUCCAAGGUUUUGGGCAAAAAUGCUGACUACCAAGGUGUUGGAUUAUGGGCUCUAGCUUCCUUCAUUAACCACUCUUGCGAGCCUAACGUUAGGCGCCUCCACAUUGGCGAUUACGUCAUUGUACACGCAGCUAGGGACGUGAAGGCCGGUGAGGAACUCACGGUCGCCUAUUUCGACAUGCUCUCGCCUCUAAACAAACGGGUCGAGAUGGCUGAGGAAUGGGGGUUCGUAUGCAGAUGCAAGAGAUGCGAGUUUGAAGGAAACUUGUGGUGCAAGCAAGAGAUGAGGGAUCUCGAGGGCGUUUUGGGGAGAAGGCAAGCGGACGUGAUGGGAAAUGUGGUGUGUGGAUUGGAGGAAGGGAUUAGGAGGUGGGUCGUGAGGGGGAAGGGGAAAGGGUACCUGCGGGCCUCAUUCUGGGAGGCGUAUUCGAGCCUUUACGGGUCGGAUAGAGCUGUGAGGAAAUGCGGGAGGAAAGUGCCGUCGGUCGAGAGCGUGGUGGAUAGCGUGGCGGAUAGCGUCGGGUGUGAUGAGAGGAUUGUGAGGGUGUUUGUGGAGGGAUUGAAGAGAAGUGGGAUUAAUGGUGGGAUUAUGGAGAUGGAGAAGGUGAUGAGAUUGGGAAGAGGGAUUUAUGGUAAAGUGAUGAAAAGACAAGCCUUGAGAAGUUUGAUUCAAUUUGGUGGUAAUCAAGACUGA